CCUUGCCCUCAGUUAAAAUGGCGACUUCAGUUGCUAAUUUACGUGAAAUCGGCGGGCUACGGGAGAGGCUUUCCGGGUCAGCCGCAGGGCAAGUCGGGAAAUGAUUUUAAACUGGAGGGCGUGGCGAGUGUGGAGUUGCGCCUUUGCGAACGGAGGUUUCAAGCCUACUUAUGGUCUCAGGAGAGCUCCGGAGAAGGGUCUUGGGGACUCCCGGUCUUUCGUGGGCCGACGCCAGCCUCCGAAGACUGAAGGUCGCAGAGCCGGGCUGCUUGGGAAGCGAACCUGUCUCUCCCAGGGUGAAGUUGCUGGUGCUGCUCGCGCCCGAGGGAAGCUAGGUUCCCUUCAGGGAUCCUUAUGUCUCUUCUGAACCCACCUGGCAUUGCUUCGGCUCUCUCUUAGCCGUCAUUUCGGCCGCUUUCUUUCUUCUUCUUAAAAAGCCAAAACCUUUCGUCUCGACGUGGUCUUGGAGCCAAACUUGAAGAAUGAUUCGUGAAUCCGGAAUGGACGACAGUGUCAUUACGACAUAAUUUUGGUGACUUACCCUCCAUAGAGAAUGUUGUCACCACACUCCUCUGGCACACCACUUCUGUGGAGGAGGAAAUGGCCAUGCCCCCUGAGACCAUGGAUACUUAUGAUUCUCAAGGACCAACUUCUAGACGAAGGACCUCAAAUCUUAAGGACUACUUUGUGAGUGCCACCCCUCUGCAGAAACGACUGAAGUUGGCCAGGAGACAGAGUUCAGUUUUUCCCAGUCCAUCUCGAAGGAAAAUUCCCCAGUGUUCACAGUUGCAGGAAGAUAUCGAUCCUCAGAAGGUUGCAUUUCUCCUCCACAAACAGUGGACUGUAUAUAGUUUAACUCCCCUGUAUAAAUUCUCCUAUUCUAAUCUCAAAGACUAUUCUAGACUUCUAAGUGCAUUUAUUGCUGCCGAAAAGCAAAAAGGACUUGCUGUGGAAGUGGGAGAAGACUUCAAUAUCAAAGUGAUUUUCUCUACUCUUCUUGGAGUGAAAGGGACGCAAAGGGACCCUGAAGCAUUUCUUGUCCAGAUUCGUUCAGAAUCCCAGUCAUCACGUGAACACAGACAAGAUAAAGUGUUGUGGACCGGUUGGUUCUGUUGUGUAUUUGGAGAGAACCUUCAGGAGACUGUCUCAGAAGAUUUCACCUGUCUACCCUUAUUCCUUGCACAUGGAGCGGAAUCCAACACAUCCCUAAUCGGAGGCUGGUUUCAGAAAACUUUUGACUGUUGCUUUAGUCCUUUAGCAAUCAGUGCAUUUAAUCUUUCCUGGAUGGCUGCUAUGUGGACUGCAUGCAAAAUGGACCAUUACAUGGCUACUACUGAAUUCUUUUGGUCUGUGCCCUGUAGCCCACAGAGCUUAGAUAUUUCUUAUGCCAUACAUCCAGAGGAUGCAAAAGCUUUAUGGGACAGUGUCCACAAAACACCUGGGGAAGUUACCCAGGAGGAGGUCGACUUAUUUAUGAACUGCCUUUAUUCACAUUUCCAUAGGCAUUUCAGAAUUCACUUAUCAGCCACAAGAUUGGUUCGCGUCUCAACGUCUGUAGCUUCGGCACACACGGAUGGGAAAAUAAAGAAAAUCAAGGCCAGAAUAAAUUUAAGUGAUACAUUGAAGAUAGCUUAUGAAGAAAAGGAUCUAAAGGGCUGCCAAGAUGGCUCAGCGGGCAAAGGCACUUGCUGCCAAGCAGGAUGACCUGAGUUUGAUCCCUGGAUCCCACAUGGUGCAAGAAGAGAACUAACUCCUGAAAGUUAUCCUCUGACUUCCAUACAUGUGCUGUGGCAUGCACAUACAUGCAUAAAGAUACAAAGUAAAUCACUCUUUUAUAAAAAGAGGAGUCAGUAUUUGAACUUCUCGUGUCAGGUUCCAUGAGUACUGCUUAAAACACGUUUUCAAACUGGAGGUCAAAAUGAGACAGUAGGCUGGAGCAUAAUUUUGAUGGGAAGCACUAAACAUUAAAAGACAAAAGGCACUUGCGGGGUGGAAGCAAGAGGAUCAAUAGUCCAAAGUCAUCUCUGGCAACAUAGGGAGUUUAAAGCCAGCAUGGGCUAUGUGAAAUGCUGUCUCAGACAAAACAAGAGCUGGAGAGAGACAGUGGCUUAGUGAUUAAUGCACUUACUGUUCUUGCAGAGAACCUGAGGAUCCAGUUCCGAGUACCCAUACUGGGCAGGUCACAACCACUGUGACAUCAGCUCCAGAGGAUCAGCACUCUCUUCUGGCCUUUUACAAUUUGGUUUAAACAGGCUUAGUUGGUUGAGAACUGCAUUGCUCUUGCAGGGGAUCUGAUUUGGGUUCCCAGCACCCACAUCAGGCAGUUCACAACUCCCCGUAAUUCUAGCUCCAAGUGCAGAUGUCUCUGGCCCCUUUGGGUACCUACAUGCAUGUGUAUAUAUGUACAUACACAACUACAGAAUUAAAAAUAAAUGAAGUAAAAUCAACAAAAAACAUGGCAAACCCCAUAAAUAUCAAAUUGUUUGUCAUCAUGAUACUAUUCACAAUUUUUUUCUU
Rattus norvegicus (Norway rat) is the source of this 2517-nucleotide messenger RNA. RefSeq names its product centromere protein L (gene Cenpl). Lineage: Eukaryota; Metazoa; Chordata; Mammalia; Rodentia; Muridae. The record is from RefSeq and is a predicted model, not a curated record. Gene Ontology annotation, cellular component: chromosome, centromeric region; nucleus.